AUGGAUCAAGCUAGUUCAUCUGCUACUACAAUAUCUGUUAAUGUCAAUUCAAUUCCCAUACUUAAUGGAACAAACUUCAAGGAUUGGAAAGAGAACAUAUUGAUUGUUCUUGGCUGCAUGGAUCUUGACCUUGCACUUUGGGUUGAGGAACCCACUCCUCUUAUGGAAGAAAGUUCUCUUGAUGAAAAGAGGAACUUUGAGAGGUGGGCUCGCUCAAAUCGCAUGAGUCUAAUGAUCAUUAAGCGCGGCAUUCCGGAAGCCUUUAGAGGUGCAGUAUUCGAAGGGAUAACUAAUGCCAAGGAGUUCCUUGUCGAAAUUGAGAAGCGUUUUGUGAAAAACGAUAAGUCUGAAACAAGCACGCUUUUGCAAAGCUUGAUUUCAAUGAAGUACAAGGGCAAGGGAAAUUUAAGGGAGUACAUCAUGGAGAUGUCUCAUAUUGCUUCAAAACUUAAAGGUCUAAAGCUCGAGCUAUCUGAUGACUUGCUCGUUCAUUUGGUAUUGAUCUCGCUUCCUGCACAGUUCAGUCAAUUUAAGGUCAGUUAUAACUGUCAGAAGGAGAAAUGGUUUUUAAAUGAGCUCAUUUCAUAUUGUGUGCAAGAGGAAGAAAGGUUGAAGCAAGAAAGAACUGAAAGUGCUCACUUGGCAAGCACUUCUAAGGAUAAGGGCAAGAAAAAGAAGAAGGAAUAUGAAGCUGCUCCUAAGGGUCCAGCACAAAAGAAACGAAAGGAAGACAAAGAUACUUGUUUCUUUUGCCAUCAGUCUGGACAUAUGAAGAAGGACUGUGCCAAAUAUCACGCAUGGCGUACAAAGAAAGGGCUGCCUGAACUACCGAAAGCCAAGUGAUGAUGAAAGAUACAUCUAUGUGGGUAAUGACAAAUCGGUGGAAGUUGAUGUAAUAGGGACUUUUAGGUUGUUAUUAAGAACUGGUUGUUAUUUGGAUUUGAAAGACACUUUCGUUGUACCGUCUUUUAGACGGAAUUUAAUUUCUGUUUCUUCGUUGGACAAAUUAGGUUAUUGUUGUUCAUUUGGAAACAAUCAGUUUAGUCUUUCUUUAAAUUCCAAUAUUAUUGGUACUGGUUCAUUAUCUGCAUAUGAUAACCUGUAUUUGCUUGAUAUUAUUGCAUCAUAUAAUGAGACCUUGCAUGUGGAUUCACGUGGUACUAAACGCAAAUUAAAUAAAGAAAAUUCUGCAACAUUAUGGCACAAGCGCUUAGGUCACAUCUCAAAAGCUAGAGUUGA
Olea europaea var. sylvestris is the source of this 1239-nucleotide messenger RNA. RefSeq lists its product as uncharacterized. The transcript has 3 exons. The record is from RefSeq and is a predicted model, not a curated record. NCBI's taxonomy places the organism in Eukaryota, Viridiplantae, Streptophyta, Magnoliopsida, Lamiales, Oleaceae. Gene Ontology annotation, molecular function: nucleic acid binding; zinc ion binding. The coding region runs from base 1 to 843 and encodes 280 amino acids.